AUGAAAGACUUGCAGGAUCUGUCGACAGUUUGUGUCACUACUGCAGUCGGCCUUGUAUGUCUAACGCUUGUCGUUCGUACAUGGAUCCGUCCUGAGCGGGUCCCUCUGGGGAUAGAAUGGGCAGGAAGGCGACAAGAGUUCUUUGGCGAUAUCAGGGCAUGUAUGCGUGAAUACACUGGAGGGUUGAAAACAAUGCUUUUGGGUUACAAGAAAUUCAAUCUCCGUGGGAAGCCAUUCAUCUUGCCCGGAACAGGCUUUGAACCUCAUGUGAUGCUACCACCUGAGUUCAUCAAAUGGCUCAUCGACCAACCUGAGGGUGUUCUUUCCCACCGACUGGUUCAAGGAGAAAAGCUGGGUCUUAAGUAUCUCCUUCCGGCUUUUGAUUACACCUCUGAUAUGGCCAUCAUUGAGGCAAUUCGUGUCCAUCUCACCCGAAAUCUUGGCAAAGUGCAGGGUGAUCUCUUUGACGAAAUGCGUCAUUCGGUUGAUCAAAUGCUCGGGUUGGAUGAAACAGAGUCGAAAGAAGUAAAUCUCUAUGACACUUUGAAUGAGAUUGUCUUUAAGGCGAGUGGUCGCAUUCUUUUUGGCCAGGACUUGACUCGCAAUGAAAAAUUCAUGCAUUAUGUCUUGAAGUUCGCGACAUGGUUUGGCAUGGGAACUGUCUUGAUCGGACAGUUGGUUCCAUGGCAAUUUCGACGAUUGGUUGGCUCACUCUGCGCUAUACCAACGGCCUACUAUCGGUCCAUGUGCGCAAAUCAUCUUUGGCCACUAUUUGCUGAAAGAUAUGAGAACAUGCAACGCAAAAGAGAUGACCCGACUUUUGAUUACUCUCCGCCGGAAAACCUGAUAACUUGGAUGUACCGUGCGGCAUUCGAUACGAAAGACCAAGAGAUCACGAGCGGAAAGCCUUUGGCGGCUAGGUUCACGGUCCUAGUAGCGGGGGCAAUUGCAACAUCCGUAGUGACAUCCACUAACGCUCUACUUGAUCUCCUUGGUUCCGACCCUGACCAGGACUAUUAUAGACUCUUGCGGGAAGAGUCAGAAGCAGUUUUCCUAACAGAAAGUGACUGGAACAAUUCCACUUCACUCUUAAAAUUGCAUCGUUUGGAUAGCACGAUUCGGGAAAGUCUUCGACGACAUCCGAUCAUUCUUCGCGGCUUGUCUCGACAGGUGAUGCCCAAGGACGGUGUGACGCUACCGAACGGCCAAAACAUUCCUCAAGGGGCGUGGCUCGGAUUUCCCGUUCCAGCCAUUCAGAACGACAGCCGAUAUUACAACGAGCCCGAUGUGUAUACUCCGUUCCGCUUCUUGCCCACAGAAACGACCAAACGAACUAUGUUGGUGACUACCAGCGAUACUUUCCUUCCUUUUGGCCACGCUAGGCACUCUUGUCCCGGUCGCUGGUUUGCGUCUCACCUUAUGAAGCUGCUCUUUGCGUACAUCACUAUCCACUACGACAUCGAACCCUUGAAGGAAAGACCUUUGAACAUGAUAGUUGGCGAUCACCCAAUUCCUCCUCCAUGGAUCAAGAUUCGUGUCCGUCGCAGAGCGCGUUAUACCUAG
This is a messenger RNA of Penicillium antarcticum, 1563 nucleotides long. RefSeq names its product cytochrome P450. Lineage: Eukaryota; Fungi; Ascomycota; Eurotiomycetes; Eurotiales; Aspergillaceae. The transcript has 3 exons. The coding region runs from base 1 to 1563 and encodes 520 amino acids. The record is from RefSeq and is a predicted model, not a curated record. Gene Ontology annotation, molecular function: iron ion binding; heme binding; oxidoreductase activity, acting on paired donors, with incorporation or reduction of molecular oxygen.